Molecule: messenger RNA, 831 nt
Organism: Anopheles darlingi
Lineage: Eukaryota; Metazoa; Arthropoda; Insecta; Diptera; Culicidae
Product: collagenase-like
Exons: 2
Coding region: 1-831 (276 amino acids)
Biological process (GO): proteolysis
Molecular function (GO): serine-type endopeptidase activity
Source: RefSeq, a predicted model, not a curated record
AUGAAGUCCACACCGUUGCUGAUCGCCACGAUCGCUCUGUCGAUUCUGGCGGUAGAUUCGGUAGUCUCAGUCACCGUGUAUCCGACCAGAGGCCGUGUGGUUGGUGGAGAGCUUGCCUCAACUGGUCAGUUCCCUUACGCCGUCGGUUUGAUAACACACUCGACGUCUAUCUUCACGGGUCGCUGUGCCGGAUCGCUCGUAUCGGCCAACUACGUCCUAACCGCGGCUAGCUGUGUCCAGAGUGCAACAUCAGCCUUUGCCUACCUCGGGGGACUCCGGGUGGACGAUGCCGCGGAAACUGGCCGAGAACGGUUGCUGAUUGAACGGUUUAUCCUCCACUCGAGCUUCAUCGAGGAUGGUGAAAACUAUGAUGUGGCGCUUGGUCAGCUACCACGCAGUGUCAGCUUCACGGAACGUAUACGUCCCAUUCGGCUACCGAAUUUGCGUCAGGUGCAGGCUUCCUUCGCCGGUCAACAGGGUACCGUGUUCGGUUGGGGACGGUUCGGUUCGGGUAUCAGUAAUUCGGGCGAGCUGCGCUUCGGACGGGCCGAGGUACUGACCAAUCUGGCCUGUCGGUUGAACCUACCAACCAAUACGAUUCUCGAUGAGCACAUGUGCACGGACGGAUCGGUGAGCUCACCGUGCGCUGGUGAUAAUGGUGCUCCUCUGACGAUCGUCGAUGCGGAUGGUAUCACCACGCAGAUCGGUGUCUUCUCCUUUAACUCCGUGCUCGGCUGUGAGGCAGGCAGGGCCGCAGUCUACACUCGCCUUUCCGCCUACUUGCAGUGGAUUGGAGCGAAUUCGGAUGUCGUGAUACGGGAUGACUAUUGA